Chionomys nivalis (European snow vole) is the source of this 171-nucleotide messenger RNA. Its product is annotated as 40S ribosomal protein S29-like. Gene Ontology annotation, molecular function: zinc ion binding; structural constituent of ribosome. Gene Ontology annotation, cellular component: cytosolic small ribosomal subunit. Bases 1 to 171 code for a protein of 56 amino acids. NCBI's taxonomy places the organism in Eukaryota, Metazoa, Chordata, Mammalia, Rodentia, Cricetidae. The transcript has a single exon. The record is from RefSeq and is a predicted model, not a curated record.
AUGGGUCACCAGCAGCUCUACUGCAGUCACUGGCGGAAGUUCAGCCAGGGAUCUCGCUCCUGCCACGUCUGCUCAAACCGCCAAGGUCUGGUCCAGAAAUACUGGUUGAACACGUGUUGCCAGUGUUUCCACCAGUAUGCAAAGGACAUUGGCUUCAUUAAGUUGGACUAA